GCCGACUUGGAGGAGGCCGCGAACGAGGCGAAGCAAGCGGAUGAACGCUCCAAAAAGGCGAUUGCCGACAGCGCUCGAGUCUUCGAGGAGAUCCGUCAAGAGCAAGAACACACGCAACACAUCGAAAAGGCGCGAAAACAGUUGGAGCUACAGAACAAAGAGCUACAAGCUCGUCUGGAGGAGAGUGAAUCGGGCGCCAUGAAGGGCGGCAAGAAGGCGUUGGCCAAACUGGAGCAACGAGCGCGUGAGUUGGAGGGCGAGUUGGAGGCUGAGCAGCGCCGACACGCCGAGAGCCAGAAGAACCUGCGCAAAGUGGACCGUCGGCUGAAGGAGGUCUCUUUCCAGGCCGAAGAGGACAAGAAGAGCCACGAUCGCAUGCACGAGUUGGUGGAGAAGCUGCAGGGCAAGAUCAAGACCUACAAGCGUCAGGUGGAGGAGGCCGAGGAGAUAGCCGCCAUCAACCUGGCGAAGUACCGCAAGAUCCAGCAUGAGAUUGAGGACGCAGAAGAGCGUGCCGAUCAGGCGGAACAAGCUCUGCAGAAGCUGCGUGCCAAGAACCGAUCCUCCGUGUCAACAGCUCGCGGGACCAGCGUCGCUCCGCCCGGCAACGCUGUAAGCCAAUAA
Protopolystoma xenopodis is the source of this 624-nucleotide messenger RNA. Lineage: Eukaryota; Metazoa; Platyhelminthes; Monogenea; Polystomatidea; Polystomatidae. The record is from the annotation of a GenBank genome assembly.